Molecule: messenger RNA, 555 nt
Organism: Henningerozyma blattae CBS 6284
Lineage: Eukaryota; Fungi; Ascomycota; Saccharomycetes; Saccharomycetales; Saccharomycetaceae
Gene: SKP1
Product: SCF ubiquitin ligase subunit SKP1
Exons: 1
Coding region: 1-555 (184 amino acids)
Biological process (GO): mitotic cell cycle; SCF-dependent proteasomal ubiquitin-dependent protein catabolic process
Cellular component (GO): nucleus; cytoplasm
Molecular function (GO): cullin family protein binding
Source: RefSeq, a predicted model, not a curated record
AUGUCAGAUGCUAAAAAGACACAACAAGUUGUUCUAGUAAGUGGGGAAGGUGAGCAAUUCUCAGUAGAUCGUGCGAUUGCAGAACGUUCUAUUCUUCUGAAGAAUUAUCUUAACGAUAUGCAUGAUCAUGCAGCUAGUGAUUCUGAUUCUGAUAGUGAUAGUGAAAGUAAUCAUGAAUCUAGUACUGAAACAAUUACAAUGCCUGUUCCAAAUGUACGUUCAUCUGUUCUAGGUAAGAUUGUAGAAUGGGCUGAACAUCAUCGUGGUUCAACUUUCCCUGAUGAAGAUGAUGAUGAUUCUCGUAAGAGUGCACCUGUAGAUGCUUGGGAUCGUGAAUUCCUUAAAGUGGAUCAAGAGAUGUUAUAUGAAAUCAUUCUUGCUGCCAACUAUCUGAAUAUUAAGCCAUUGCUAGAUGCUGGUUGUAAAGUUGUUGCGGAGAUGAUCAGAGGUCGUUCACCAGAAGAAAUUCGUCGUACUUUCAACAUUGUUAAUGAUUUUACUCCAGAAGAAGAAGCUGCUAUUCGUCGUGAAAAUGAAUGGGCAGAAGAUAGGUAG